AUGGUUAAAGAAAGCCACAAAACUGUGGAAGCCAAUUCUACCUACUUAGAGUGGAUUUUGGAAGCAGUUCACAAGAUCAAACACCAGAAACAGCGACCAAACAAAGACAGAAUAGUCAACGCUAUUCGUCAGAAUCACCAGGUGUCAGAAGAUUCUAUUGUAGAACAACUCGAGUUUGCUGUCAAAAGUGGUCAGUUGCUACGGGUCGAAAGCAAUAAUGACUUCACUUAUAAAGAUCCUUCUGUGGGGUCACAGUCCAAAUCAAAAACACUGGAGUUGGAUAGGAAGACGGACCUGACAAAGAUUAUUCUCCAGUGUCUUCGAGAAUCCAAAGAUGCAAGAGGCCUUAUGCUUAAAGCUAUUGAGAAAUACAUUAUCGCAAAAUUUGUCAUCAAAAGCAGUGACGAUGAAGCAUUGUCCAAGAAUCUUCGUGUAUGCAUUCGUAGAGCAGUUCAGCGGGGUCGGCUGAUACAGUCCGGCAAAUUUAUCCAGCUGCCUGAGAAGAAAGAAGUCAAUGGUGGAAGCUCAAUUGACUUAGAAGAGGCAAAUUUUGAAGUUGUCUUGCCUUUUGAGCGCAACAGGAAAACAGCAACUCCAAUGGUAUUAUGCAGUUUCUGCUUAGAAGGGCCAGAUAAAAACCGGGAAGGCAAGUGGGAGGAUCUGAUUUCUUGUGCAGAUUGUGGAAAUAGUGGUCACCCCACAUGUUUGAAGUUCUCAGAUGUACUUACAGCUAGAGUCCGGCGACUGAGGUGGCAGUGCAUCAACUGCAAAAAAUGUUCAUUUUGUGGAAAAUCUGGCAAAGAGGAUGACAUGCUGUUCUGUGAUUUCUGUGACCGUGGCUUCCACAUGGCCUGCUGUGAUCCUCCCAUUGCCAAGCCACCAAAAGGGGAUUGGAAGUGUAACUUGUGUGAUCCAGAACGAGGGUCACAAAAGGGCAAGGAGUUCUUGGAGGCAGCUUUGAAGUUCACAGAGAAGGUGAAGACACAGAUCCAGGCUACAACCAGAGACAGAGUGAAGAAAGCCAAGUUGUACCAGGCCACCAAACAGAAAGCUAUCAACAUCCGGGCCACAACUAUAGGCAACAAGAGGAAGAGGAAGAGCACCGAGAGCAGUGGAGGAGAGGACAAUGAUGCAGACUCCUCCCAGGAUGUUCUCUCCCCCAGUGAGUUGCCUGUCCUCAGUGGGGCUAGCAGUCUUGAAACUUUGUCAAUUUUGCCCGAAACCAAAAAUUUGGUGGACGGACUAUCUCGCUUUUUCACCCCCACAAACAAACGAUUGUCACGGGUGUCUCUCAGUGCAAUCCAGCCUCCCCUUAUAAACUUGUCCUCAAAUAAAGUCAUCGCUGAGGCUAACAACAAAAAUACACGGAAAGCAAAACCAGCUGACUCAGUGUCUGUCAAAUCUCGCUCUAAGACAUCGCAGAGCCAAAGUCAGCAAGCAGCCACUAGGCUUAUCAAACGUUCCAAGCUGAUGCACGCCUCCAGGGGGCGCCAGAAAACUCAGGGACCUCCUCUCAUUGGACAACUGCGAGGUCUCUUUGAUGGCCUGUCCACGUUUUUCAAUGCAACAGGUGAGCGCAAGAGGACUUUACCAGUAUACAAUCCAUCUAGACAGAAAAAACAUUCCCCUCAACACCUUUCUGAUUCAGCAGCUAGUUAUUCUUUGUCUCCUUCCGACCACUGUUCCUGGGACUCCCCCGCACACAGCUUCUGUGAUAAGACUCGUGCUGGUUUGAGUGUGUGUAUAAGUGACAACAAUUCUAAUAGCAGAUGUGGGCCGGUGUCUGCCCUCUCAUCGGCUCGGCAUGAUCUUUCUUGGUGGGAUGACAUGAAGCACCUGAUGCAGAUGACUUUGGAAGAGUUUCAUCACUAUGGGGCUCAUCCAACAGAUGCCCGAAAUAGAUGUUGGACGGCCAGGGGACCAAGGAGGACAUGGUUUUCCCGCGAGAGAGGUCAUGGCAGGGGCGGGAGCGGCAGAGUUUUCAGGGAUACUGUCCGUACAAAAGCAGGUAUGGUGUUACCUUCGUAUGUCACGGAAGAGGACAUUGCUCUCUUCAAAGAAGCUCAGGAAAAGACACAAAAGGACUUAGACAAGACACAGGGUCAGCCAGCACCAGAGCCCAGGUCCCAUCCUCUGCCGAGUCAGCAACAGUUAGACAUAUCCGACAGUCUUGACACGACACCUGUCACAGAGCUGCCACGAUACCCACCUUGUAUAGAGCUGGGCCAAUAUGAGAUUGUCACCUGGUACUCGUCACCUUACCCUCAGGAAUAUGCCAGCUUACCAAAACUGUACAUUUGUGAAUACUGCCUCAAGUAUAUGAAGAGUCGGAACGGACUGCAGCGACAUUAUGAGAAAUGUGAUCUCCGACACCCACCAGCGGAUGAAAUCUACCGCUGCGGUGAGCUGUCUGUGUUUGAGGUGGAUGGACAGACCAGCAAACUCUACUGCCAGAACCUGUGUCUGUUGGCCAAGCUCUUCCUGGAUCACAAGACACUGUAUUACGAUGUUGAACCAUUCCUCUUCUAUGUGCUCACCAUCAACGAUGAGUACGGCUCACAUAUAGUUGGCUAUUUCUCAAAGGAGAAACAUUGCCAGCAGAAGUACAACGUCUCUUGUAUCAUGACCAUGCCACAGUACAUGCGCAAAGGCUACGGCAGGCUGCUCAUUGACUUCAGCUACUUGUUGACCAGGAGAGAAGAGUGUGCCGGCUCACCAGAGAAACCACUGUCUGCCUUAGGAGCUGUCAGCUACCACGCUUACUGGCGCAGUGUCAUUCUGGAGCAGCUGUCUGCUGUCUCCUCAGACAAGUCUGUCAGUAUUCAAUCCAUCAGCGAGAGAACUGGGAUGUGUCCACUGGAUAUCUUGCAAGCACUGAAAGAUGUUCAUUUCUUGAGGCAUUACAAGGACAGGUCUGUGAUAGCCAUUGAUAUGGAGCUCAUCAAAUCUCACAUGGACAAACUCAAAGGCAAAUCUCGUCUGUCACUGGAUGAAGAUUGCUUGCACUGGUCACCCAUGAUCAGCAAGUCUUUCCUUUCAGAUGAGGAAGAAGAGGCCGAGCGACAGUUGAGUGAGAUGAGAGAGGUGGUCGAGAGUAUAGUGACCGAACGCAAGGAAAUCAGUAAAGAAAUCAAAAACUCACCACUGAAGGAUGAUGCCAGGAUUGCCUCCUUGUGUUCCCCAAGCACUCCUGAAGAAGACCAGACUGACAAGUGGCCAAGACGGUACGGCCGAAAACGCUUUCCCAGCAUGACGUGGGGCAACCCAGGGGUAAAAAGGCUGCGCCGAGGAGAAGCUGCUAGUGAAGCAGAUUCCAAGUGUCCAUUUGAGUUUGAAGUUGAAGAAGACAUCAAGAUGUUGCCACCUACCCAGCCUCUGAAACCUCUUCGCAUUGACAGAUCCCCAGUUCGAGCUCCUGUCAGCUCAUCACCCCUAAGUCCCAUUAGUCCUUCACCAUUCCGCCCUAGCAAUGAUUCACCAGUGAAAACACCCGAGAAAAGACUCAGUAAAAAGUCAGCCCCCGUCACGCAGGACACAGAUGAAACUACACCACUUCUCCGAGGCAGGCAAAGCAGAAAGAUGAGAAGGCCACUAGGCAGGCCUCCAAAGAAAUCAUCACCUGAUGAGUCUGCAUCUCCUCCGCCGAGAACUGAGAAGAAAAAGAAGCCCACUCGAAAAGCUGGACGUGUGGUCACUAAAGAUAUUGACAUGGACCAGCCUGCCAGAAAACCUGGCAGACCUUUCAAGCGCAAGCCAGGCCGACCCCCGAAAAAGGCAUCAGAUGAAGCCCCUGAGUCUUCGAGUAAAUUGUCAGGCCACAGAACAAUCAAAUCCAACACAAAAGUUCCAGGAAGAAGACCUGGGCGCCCACGAAAGGAUGCCUCAAAUGUGGAUGACAAGGAGAGUGACAGCAGCGAUGAAGAGAGUGACCAGCGUGAAGCAGACAAGCUCAGCACCAGCUCCUGUGACAAGAGCAAGGAAGUGGAGGAAACAAAAACACCUGCUGCAGAAGUGGAUAAUGAUUUCUUGCCAUCGCAGCAGACCACCACCACUAGCCCGGCGCCCAAAAAGAACACAGUAAUUGAAGAAUACAUUGACUCCUCGUCCAGCAGUGACACCAGUGGUUCAUCCAACACUGACUCCUCCGAUUCUGAUGAUGAUGAGGAGGAUGAUGAUGAUGAUAACGAUGGUGAUAAUGAUGAUUCUGAAGCAGAAGAGCCUGUGAAACAAAAAUACCUGACUGAUGGUAGCAAGAGUGCAAUGGGGACAACCGAGACAUCGGAAAUGACAACUAAAGUGGGGCGUUUGUCAGCAUCAUCUUCGGAUGAUGAUAGUGAUGCUAUUCCCAGGAAGAGCAAUGUUACAAACAACAUGCGGCAGAGUGAUGAUUCACAGCUGAGAAAGAGUGAUGAGGACAGUGGAGAUGAUCAAGCUUCGCGACUUGUUGGUGUCCACAAUAAUAGCAAAUUGUCCUCAGAUUCUGACAGUGAUAGUGAAGAUAAUGCUUCAGUGAGGUCAGCUGUGAGGAAAGACAAAGAUGCUGCAGUUAAUAGAAAGGAUGAAGGUAAAGUGGAAACAGCAGGUGAAGAAAGAGGCGAAGAAGAUGAAGAAACUAAAGCUGCCAGCCAGAACCUGGCAGACAUUGUCAAAGAUUUAGAGGAAGCUGAUGUGGAGAAGAAACCUGAUAGUCCGGGGAGUGAUGUGGAGGCUCAACCAAGUGUCCACUCGGAGGCAGCAGAUUCUUCCUCUUUCGACAGCAUUGAUUCAUUGACGGAUGCUUUCAGUGAUGCUGCAACACCCACUGAUCCACAAAUCCCUUCCUCCCCUCCUCCUGCCCCAGCUCCUGUCAUUGUGAACAGUGAUGAUGAUAUGCCCUCACCUUCAGGCAGUAUGGGUCGAGGUCCAACACCUCCACUGCCUCAUUUAAUACAGGAACCAGAUCUGCACUUGGGAAGAUCAUCAGUUGAUCCAAUGCUGUCCUCACCCCUUAGCAAUCAGCAGCUACAGCAGGUGCAAUCUCUCCAGCAGAAACCACUCACAUCACCUGGAAGCAGGACUACUAUCCCGGUCAAUAUCCCAUCCCCAAUUUUGAUAUCUCCAUCACCCGAGUACAGACAUCAUCCUCAUACACCCCAACAGAUGCCUACUCCAUCUUCGGUAAAAGAUUCAUCUCAUGAAGAUAUUUAUCAGAAUGUGGGAAGUGUGCAAGGAGCUCCUCUUCCGUCGCCCGCCCAGUUGACCUCUCCGGCGCAGUUGACCUCUCCGGCACAGCAUCAUUCGCCUGCACAUCUGACAUCACCGUCUCAGCUGACCUCUCCUGCACGCCUGACCUCCCCAGCGCACCUGUCCUCACCAGCACAGAUGGCCAGCAGUAUGCUGAGCCAGCAGGAGAAGCACCACCCAGGGCUGGACACCUCCCCUGGCAUGCAGCCACAGAAAGGUCAUGCUAGUGGUGCCCUCAGCCUCUCCACUUCCAGGGCUUCGAAACCUCCGGCUUCUCGGUCUCAGCAGAGAUCCAGAUCACAGGCAGGCCAGGCCCGAGUUCCAGGAUACCACGGUCAACCGUCUGGCGGUCCUCCGCCACUCUCAAGUAUUCAGCCUCUACAGCAACAGGCCUUUGACUUGAACAUCACCCAGCUGGGUCUGGGCUCUCCUGCCUCCCUCGGCAGCGGGGAAAUGACACUGGAUGGUGCCCAGCAUGUCUCACUUAACUCCCUGAAUUACGACUGUGCCCAGAACAUGCAGAACAUGCUGUACUGCAACAAUGGACAAGGCAGGAACAGUUUUAUGGACACGGUGAACAUGGGUGGUCACCAGGCGAUGCUGGCACACAGCGAGGGCUCUGCUGGAGGGUACCAGAUCAACCCCUCUGUGGUGACUAGUAGCCUGAGCUACCACCACCAUGGCUCUCCCAUCUCAACAUACAGUCCCACUAUGUUACCACCUCAGUCACAGUCGCAGCAGCAGCAUCAGCGCCAACAGCAACAACAACAGCGCCAGCAGUCACAGCAACAGAAUUCCCAACAACAGACACUCCAGCAGCAGCAACAACAACAGCAGCAGCAGCAGAAUUCACCCCGCUUGCUUCAGACGUCCUCUGCCCUGCCAAUGACACUCCAUCAGGUCAUGGUCCAGGGUGCUAGUAUCUACCAGACCUCGGGUCAACAACCAAACAACUGUGACCUCAUUAAGCUGCAACAGUUGACCAAUCGUAUACAGGACCUGCCUGUGGACACCUUACAGAUGACUCCGCCUCAGAACAUGACCCCGCCUCCCAUCAACAUGACCACCACUCCAGCUGUCAUGAUGCGAUCUAUGACAACUCCUCCAAUCACAGGCCCCAUACCACACAUAGCUCUCAUGGGCCAACCAACAGCAGCUACUUACAAACGCCAGCGGUCAUCUUCAUCCACAUCCCGAAAGACCCCGAGUGUGCCUCCAGUUAGCCCCAAUGUGACAGUAACUCCAAACAUGAGCCUGUCUCCCAACGUGACAAUUCAGCCAGGUGGAAGCAUGCUGCCUCGGUAUAUAAACUACAGGAUGCCCCAGGGAGUCAUUAACCCGGGCUACAUCACAGCAAACCCACAUGGUUUCUUACAGCCGCAGCAGAUUCCCAUGCAGAUGCAGAUGAUGAACAUGAAUGUCCACUCGGCAGGUAGUGCCCAAGCCGCCUUCCAGCAACAGGUGCAGCAGGCUGGGCAGCCAGGCAACCCCCCGACAGUCUAUGCUCCAUACUACAUCAACAUGAACAAUGUCAUGCGCAGAUAG
This is a messenger RNA of Candidula unifasciata, 6768 nucleotides long. The record is from the annotation of a GenBank genome assembly. Lineage: Eukaryota; Metazoa; Mollusca; Gastropoda; Stylommatophora; Geomitridae.